Molecule: messenger RNA, 2178 nt
Organism: Telopea speciosissima
Lineage: Eukaryota; Viridiplantae; Streptophyta; Magnoliopsida; Proteales; Proteaceae
Product: putative kinase-like protein TMKL1
Exons: 4
Coding region: 49-2049 (666 amino acids)
Biological process (GO): protein phosphorylation
Molecular function (GO): receptor serine/threonine kinase binding; ATP binding; protein kinase activity
Source: RefSeq, a predicted model, not a curated record
CCGCACUGCCUUUUCCUUCCUCUUUCAGACCCUCUCUCUGAUUCAUUCAUGGCGUCUCUACGGCUUUACCCUCUCUGCAUUUUCCUUUUCUGCUUCCUUUUCUUUACUUCUCUCUUACUUGCUUCCUCUUCGGAUGUUGCACUUGUCUUGGGAACGAUCAAACCUUUGCUUCAAGGUAGCGAGGAGAAUAUAAUGCUCUCUUCGUGGAACUACUCGAUUCCUCUCUGUCAAUGGAGAGGACUUCAUUGGGUUUUCUCUAAUGGUUCACUUCUUCGCUGCAACGACGUCUCCUCCCCUCAACGGACCAACGUUUCACUCUUUAGAGACCCGGGUUUGCUUCUCUACUCACUUCAGCUCCCAUCUGCUGGUCUCUCCGGUGAAAUCCCUAGAGAAAUCGGUGAGUUCUCGUCGCUGCAGAGUAUCUACCUUGGUGUUAACUCGCUCAAAGGUAAUAUCCCUCUCGAGCUCGGCUACAGUCCUUCGCUCUCCGAUGUCGAUUUGAGUAGCAACUCCUUAAAUGGGUUUUUCCCUCCUUCAAUCUGGAACCUUUGUGAUGGACUUGUUUCUCUUCGGCUUCAGGGUAAUAAUCUCUGUGGUCCUCUUCCUGAACCUGCAUUACCCAACUCCACUUGCGCCAGUUUACAGGUUUUGGAUUUGAGCGAUAACAAGUUAUCAGGGGAAUUUCCGGAAUUUGUAACUCAGUUUCAUGCUUUGAAGGAGCUUGAUCUCGCGAACAAUUCCUUAUCGGGUUCGCUUCCGCAGAGUAUAGCUGGACUGGACCUUGAAAGAUUGAAUCUUUCUUACAACAACUUUAGUGGGGUUUUGCCGGCGUUGGGGGAGUCAAAGUUUGGAGCCCAGGUUUUUGAAGGAAACAAUCGUGCACUAUGUGGACCUCCUCUGGAGGGUUGCAGGGGAAGCUCUGGUAUGAGCUCUGGUGGCAUUGCGGGUCUUGUGAUUGGGCUGAUGACUAGUGCUGUAGUCUUAGCUUCAUUACUCAUUGGGUAUGUCCAGGGGAAGAGGAGGAAGGGAGGAAGCGAAGAUGACAUAGAGGAAGGAGAAGAAGAGGAGAUUGAUGACAAUGGUGAUGGGAAGCUUAUACUAUUCCAGGGAGGAGAGCAUUUGACGUUAGAGGAUGUAUUGAAUGCUACUGGUCAGGUAAUGGAGAAAACGACCUAUGGAACUAUUUAUAAAGCUAAACUUGCAGAUGGGGGUACCAUUGCUCUGAGGCUGCUCAGAGAAGGUAGUUGCAAGGAGAGAAAUUCCUGCUUGCCGGUGAUAAAACAGCUUGGCCGAAUCCGACAUGAGAACUUGGUUCCACUUCGAGCUUUCUAUCAAGGGCAAAGAGGAGAGAAGCUCCUCAUUUACGACUACCUCCCAAACAAGUCCCUCUACGAUAUGUUACAUGAAACUAGAGCAGGGAAGCCUCCCAUUUUGAAUUGGGCUCGUCUUCACAAAAUUGCAUUGGGUAUAGCCAGAGGUCUUGCAUACCUACACACAGGCAUGGAAGUGCCCGUAAUCCAUGGGAAUGUGAGAUCAAGAAAUGUCCUGGUUGAUGAAUUCUUUGUGGCCAGGCUAACUGAGUUUGGGUUGGAUAAGAUGAUGGUACCUGCUCUAGCCGAUGAAAUUGUGGCAGUUGCCAAGAGUGAUGGCUACAAAGCCCCAGAGUUACAGAAGAUGAAGAAGUGCAAUCCAAGGACAGAUGUGUAUGCAUAUGGGAUACUGUUGUUGGAGAUUUUGAUGGGGAAGAAGCCUGGUAAGGAUGCAAGGAGUGGGCAGUUUGUCGAUUUGCCAUCCAUGGUGAAGGUAGCAGUGUUGGAGGAGACAACAAUGGAGGUUUUUGAUGUGGAGGUUUUGAAGGGGAUCAGGAAUCCAAUGGAGGAAGGCUUGGUUCAGGCAUUGAAGCUUGCAAUGGGCUGUUGUGCACCUGUGGCCUCUGUUAGACCUACCAUGGAUGAAGUUGUUAAGCAAUUGGAGGAGAACAGACCCAGGAAUAGAUCUGCACUGUAUAGCCCAACAGAGACACGUAGUGAAAUAGGCACUCCCUUUUAAGCUUCUUUCAUCGCUCCCUGCUCCCAUCCCCAAUUCUAAGAUGUAAUAUUGCUUGGUGAUUCAUUAUGUUUGAGUCUGGAAUUUGUAUUUUGAUAUAUAUGAGGUUAGUGCUCAUAUUAUCUUUCUUAG